Nezara viridula (southern green stink bug) is the source of this 1596-nucleotide messenger RNA. NCBI's taxonomy places the organism in Eukaryota, Metazoa, Arthropoda, Insecta, Hemiptera, Pentatomidae. The record is from the annotation of a GenBank genome assembly.
AUGGCGGCAAUUACUUUAUUGAAUCCGAAAGCCGAAGUUGUGAGAAAAACAGAAGCUUUGUCUAUGAACCAGAGUGCAGCUAAAGGUUUACAAGACGUCAUGAAGACAAAUCUCGGUCCACGAGGUACCAUGAAAAUGUUAGUUUCAGGUGCUGGUGACAUUAAAAUUACUAAAGACGGUAAUGUUUUGCUGAAGGAAAUGCAAAUACAGCAUCCUACAGCUUCUCUUAUUGCCAGAACUUCUACAGCUAUGGAUGACAUUACCGGUGAUGGAACUACCUCCACAGUCUUACUUAUUGCUGAAUUAUUAAAGAAAGCCGACAAUUAUAUUAUUGAAGGUGUGCAUCCUAGGUUAAUUACUGAAGGUUUCACUGUUGCUUGUAAACACGCCAUGGAAGUUUUGGAUAGUAUGAAGAAAACAGUUAGUCUUGAUGAUAAGGAAACUCUUAUUGCUGUUGCUAGAACAGCUCUUAAUACAAAGGUAGAGUCUAAAGUAGCCGAGGUAUUAACCCAGAUUUGUGUUGAAGCUGUGCAAGCUAUCAAACUCCCUGAUAAACCCCUAGAUUUACACAUGAUUGAAAUUAUGACAAUGCAGAGCCGUCUUGAAUCUGAAACCAGAUUAGUUAGAGGGCUUGUCUUAGAUCAUGGUUCACGCCACCCUAAUAUGCCCAAGAAACUAACCAAUGCUUAUAUUCUAACGUGUAACGUAAGUCUUGAAUUUGAGAAAACAGAGAUAAAUAGUGGGUUUUUCUAUAAAUCAGCACAGGAAAGAGAGAAACUGGUCGCAUCCGAAAGAGAGUUCAUUGAGUUAAGAGUUGCAAAAAUUAUUGCUUUGAAGAAAUCUGUAUGUGAUGGAACAGACAAAGGAUUUGUUGUCAUUAAUCAGAAAGGUAUUGAUCCUGUCUCUUUGGAUAUGCUAGCUAGAGAAGGAAUAAUGGCUCUCAGGCGAGCCAAAAGAAGAAAUAUGGAGAGACUAACUUUAGCUUGUGGUGGAGUAGCGAUGAAUAGCCUUGAUGAUCUCACUGAAGAUUGUCUUGGACGAGCAGGUCUCGUUUAUGAGCAUGUUCUUGGAGAAACUAAGUAUACAUUUGUGUCUGAUUGCCCAAACCCUCAUAGCGUCACUGUACUUGUUCAUGGCCCGACUUCAUAUGCCAUUACUCAAAUUCAAGAUGCUCUUCGGGAUGGUUUGAGAGCUGUCAAAAAUGCAGUUGAAGAUGGUGGUGUACUUCCAGGCGGAGGAGCAGUAGAAUUAAAAUUACGCCAUGAAUUGAAAAAAGUUGCUGAGAAAACUAAGGAAAAGUAUCGUGUUGGAAUUGAGGCCUUCUGUGAUGCACUCCUGGUUAUUCCCAAAACCCUCGCAAUGAAUAGUGGAUUCAACACUCAAGAAGUAAUUACACAACUUGAUUAUGAUGCAAAGGAGAAUGAUUCAAUCGGAUUGGAUCUUCAAACUGGCAAGUCGAUGAUCCCUACUGAUUUAGGAAUCCUUGACAACUAUUCUGUAAAAAAACAGUACAUAGCUUCAAGUGUCAUUGUAGCAAGUAAUCUGCUCCUUGUUGAUGAAGUUAUGAGAGCUGGAAUGUCAUCUUUAAAAGGAUAA